AUGGCAAACAAGUCAACAUAUAUAACAGAGAUCAGAAAUUUGACUACGAAAAAAUUUAUCGAAUUUUUACAAAAAAAAGAAGCUCUAGAACUUAUAGAUGAGGAUUUUAAUGUAAUUUCCAGAGAGAGAAUUAAUGGCCUUGACUUCUUCAAGUUAACCGAGGAAAAACUUAGAAGCUAUGGAAUGAAAGGAGGGCCUGCAACAAGAAUUGCAGAAUUUGCUAAUGAGUUUAAAGAGAAAAAAUCAAGAGUUCUCCAUGAAUUGAUGAUUUCAGAACCGAUUACUUUCUCCAGUCAGGACAAUACAGAUUCUGAUAAUGGAUCCAAAGAAAAAAAAUUAAGAGCUUUCCAUGAAUGUAUUUCAGAGCCAAUUACUUUCUCUAUCCAAGAUAGAAGAUUAAUACACCAUGCCGAGUUACCAAAAGUGACAAAUGAGUUAUCAGUAACACUACGAUUGAAUAUUCUGUGUCACAGUCCCAACUAUGUUUCUGUCUUUCAUAAAGGCGAAGUAAAUGAAGAUCGUACACCCGUACUCCAGCUGCAACCAAAUGAUUCGGCACCGCAUGCACGAUUCUCGGUGACCGGUAAUUGGAAUGCAGGAAACAAUGCGGUCGCCAACGGACUUACUUUGAACAGAUGGUAUCAUCUAGUCUACACACUCUCUGAACCAAAAAAGAAAUUAAAUUUUUACAUAGAUGGAAAAUGGGUCGAAUUUCAUAGUUUCCAACAAGAUAUCAAAUUCAAUAAUGGACCAUUGUGGAUCGGAAACUAUAGAUCACGUAAUGGGUUUACUGGCCUAAUCAGCAAUUUUCGUUAUUAUAACUGGAGUUUAUCUGCUGAAGAAGUGAAAGAAGAAUAUUUGGUAGGGAACUUUAAAUAA
Ambispora leptoticha is the source of this 879-nucleotide messenger RNA. The record is from the annotation of a GenBank genome assembly. Lineage: Eukaryota; Fungi; Glomeromycota; Glomeromycetes; Archaeosporales; Ambisporaceae.